ACGCCGGGAAAAAUGAGCCCUCUUUCCUCCUAUCAACGGGGAGGAAGCUAAGAUGGCGGCCUUGGCGACCGGUGGGGCGACGCCGAGUGACGGGGCUACCAGUUUCCAGCGGAAAGUUCCUGCUAGCAGCCGCCUGGCCGCUAUCGCGGGCACCCGGCCCUCGGUGCGCCACGGGCAGCUGCUGCUCUCCAGUGGGCUACCCUCCCUGGAUUGUGUGCUAGGUGGAGGUUUAGCUGUUGGAACCCUUCUUCUUAUUGAGAAAGUAGGGGAAGCUGUGGAAUGUUUGUCUGGAUUGCAGUGGACCCAGAGGAACAGAGUCUUCAGCUGCAGGAUUCUUCUAUGCUUGUGUGCCUUACCAGCUAGAGAGGAAGAUAAAUACGGUAUUUACUCCAACUUGUUGUUCAAGUAUUUCCUCGCAGAGGGAAUAGUCUGUGGACAUAAUUUGUUUGUUGCUUCUGCUAAAGAGGAUCCUGCUGACAUUUUAAAGGAAGUUCCAGCACCUUUGUUUGAUGAUGUCCACAAAAACCAAGUGGAUGAGAAAGAAACAGCUGUUAAAUCUAAACCAGAAUCUCAGGAAUCCAUGAAAAUAGCCUGGCGUUACCAGAAUUUACCAAAAAUUGAGGUCAGUCCAGCAGCUUCUGCACGAUUUGGACACUAUUAUGAUGUAUCUAAAACAGUGUCUCCAGAGCUACUUCAAUCCAUAAAGUGGCACCGUUUUUUCCUUCCUGAAGAAAUGUCUUUGCACCCUGAAAUAAAAACUGGUAAUAUGACCUGUGGUUAUACCAGGCUGCUUCAAUCUAUCCAGAGGAUCAUAUACCAAGAAGGAUUUGAUGGAUCCUAUCCCCAGAAAAACCAAAAAAAUAUUCUGCGGAUAGGAAUUCAGAGCCUUGGUUCAGUGUUGUGGGGAGAUGACAUUUGUUGCGCUGAUAAUCCAGAAGAUGUUCAUAGCCUCACAAAGUUUCUGUAUGUCCUCCGUGGUCUCCUCAGAAUGUCUUUGUCAGCCUGCAUAAUCACAGUGCCAGCCCAUCUUAUCCAGAAUAAAGCAAUUAUGGAACGUGUAACAAACUUGUCAGAUACGGUAGUUGGUCUUGAAUCAUUUAUCGGCUCUGAGAGAGAAACCAAUCCAUUAUACAAGGAUUACCAGGGUUUGAUUCAUGUGCACCAGAUUCCUCGGCUUAAUAGCUUGAUCUGUGAUGCGUCAGGCACGAAGGACCUUGCUUUUAGAUUAAAAAGGAAGCUGUUCACCAUUGAGUUUGCACAUUCUUCUGUACUUGUGGCCCUGUUAGGCCAUAUGUUCAGGUGACACUCCAAAAUUUUACAUCCUAAAGCAUGGAAACUUUACUUUAGUACCUAAAAGACGGUAUUGUAAACACUACAUCAUUUGCUUUAUGACACUGACUUCUUAAUGGGGAUAUGUUUAAAAAAAAUUCUGUAUGCCAGCAAUACCUUUUUGAUUCAGUAGGAGAUGGAAAAGAACUCUAAAAUAAAGAGCGAGGUAAUCCUCAGAGGCCACAUUUUGUGUGUGUGUGUGUGUGUGUGUUUGCCUCACGUUGAUGGAAAACAUCUGUUCUUAAUUUUUUUAUAUAUUAUGCAAAGCUAGUUUAUUCUUGUGAAAAUAUUGGACUUCAGCCAAUACAGUCAGUUAAAAAAAUAUAUAAAGAUACAUUUUUUAUACUUGUCUUUGUCCCUUUUUGUGAUGGUUUGGUUUUGGCUAUUUUUUAUUUUUUUAAUGUUUGAUUUUGUUUUAAGCGUUAAAUCCCCCAGUGCCCAUCACUAGUGAGAGUGAGUCAGAUCAAAUUAUUAUAAUUAUUGCUAUUACAAAUGCCCUUUGUUAUUUUAUACAUACCGCUGCUUUUUGGUCUUCAUUUUACAACUGCUUUUUGACUAGAGUAUUCUUUCCCUCAUAUUAUUAACUUGUUCUUCAUGGAAUUUACAUGAGGGAGUGUAUGGUAUGAUCUACAUAAUAAGCAGUAGACACCACAAACAUGCUGUCUAACCAUUGUCAAGUUAGUGUAGGCAUCAUGGCAGAGGAGACUUUUAGGGGGGGCCUGAUGGUGAUCAGUGAGAUGGCUUUAUGGAUUUUCACUGGGAGCUACUCCCAUGCACAAAGGUUGGCAUCGGAGAAAGCUCAAAGUUGAUGGUUUGAAAAUUUUACAGAGGAGCAGUCAAGACUUGCACCAUUGGUGUAACAGAUGCAGUGUAACAUCUCAGUGAUGUAUAAGAGAUGAUAAAUAUGGUAGGGAUAGGCUGUGAGGGCCCUUUAAAGUGAAGGCAAAUAGUUUGUGUAUGGUGUGUGGAAAAGAGGGAGCCAGUGGAGGAAUGCAAAGUAUUGGGGGUUGGGGAGCACAUGGCUCAAGGAAGUUAACUUUGCAGCAGCAUUCUGCCUGGGAAUAAGUGGAGUUAGAAAGGAUUUGUCAAGACUGGUGAAGAAGAGGUUGCAGUAGUUCAGAUAUGAGAUAAGCCGGACUUGACGGGAGCUUUAACUGUAUCGAUGUAGAGGAAAGGCUGGAUCUUAGAGAUAUUGUGCAGAAAGAAGCAGCAGGAUUUUGACACUGCCUGGAUGUGUGGACGAAGAUAAAAUGCCCAAGUUACAGGCCAGAGUGAGAGGGAAGGUGGGGGUGGUGUCCAUAGUGAAUGAGAAAGGAAGGAGAAAGAGAGGCUUAGGGGGAAAAUGUAUAGCCCUUUUUACACCAUGUUGAGCUUUAGCUGGCAUCUGUAUUGGCUGCAGUAGGAAGAUUGCUUUUGCUUUUUUUUUUUCCCCCUUGUGAACUUGCCUCUUAUUUUGUGGAAUGAGCAGGGUAUAAGUAGGGUGGGGGCACUUUGGGCUGCUUGCAUUACAUGAAAAAGAGGAGGGGGAGGACAGGGUUGGUUUCUGGAAAUUAAUGGAUGGGGAUGUAGGGAAAUGUAACAUUCUGUACUUUUUGAGUUAUUCGUAUGUGUUGUUUGAUUAUUAAUUUUUGUCUGCCUAUUUUGUUUGCCUUUGGGAAAGGACCUGUCUCUUAUUCUGUGUUUGUACAGUGCCCAGAACAGACUGGACCCUCUGGGUUCCACUGUAUGCAAUUAGAUGAUUAAUAAUCUCAUUGUGACUAUGUAUUACAUCUGUUAUCACAGCCUGAAUUUUAAAAAAUGUGGACUUACAUUUUUAUCUUUCCUCCUCCCCUGCUCUAGUUCCCUGGUUUUGAAUAGAGACCUUUUCUUGAUGGGUUCUGUGCCUGAAGGCCCUGAUAGCCUUAACAUAAAUAAACUAUGAAAAGUAUGUACAAUAAAUAAGCGGUGUAGCUGAUUAGGCCCUAAAGCGGUCAACAAAUCUUAUGCUCAAUUUACAAUACAGAAGCAACAGUGCACACAAUCUAAAAUUAAUACCAAAGCCAGCCCUGAUGGAUUACAGUGAAGUACCUUUGCUUAUACCAAGUUGAAGAGGCUUCCACAGACAGCCACAUGUCUGUCACAGAAAAAGUCCCCAGGAUGUGCUAGUUUUGCUUGGUGGAACAGGUUUCUAUGCUAGAUCCCUGUCUUCAUUGUAGCAGCCCGGUUUGUGUAACUCCCAUAGAGCCAAUCACUUGUUUAGUGAUCCUGACACGUGCUCCCAUGCUCUUCUUUGGUAUGUGGCAUAACAGGAGGCAGGAGUGCUGACUAAAAAGUGACUCAGUCCUGUCAAUGUGUGAAGCACUGGGUUGGAGAAGAUGAAUCACUACAGGUUCUUUCCAGCACAAAGGAUUCUAUGACCUAAUGGUGUGAGAAUAUUGCAUGAAAAAUGGAAGAGGAUAAGAUGAGAAGAGAAAUCAAAGAGUGUUUAACUUGUGCCAGAGUUUGCCAGGGCUGAGCCCCAGCACCUCUAGGCUCGGCAGUUCAUAGCUCUGGCACCUCUGGGCUUGCCAUGUCACUUACAAAAGUAAAAAAAAUUGCUUAAGCCGUGGCACCUCUUUCAUUACAAAUUAAGCACUGGGGUAAGGAGAGACAAGGAAAAGAGGUGAAAAGAGGAAGAACUUUGCUGGGGUUUGAUACUAUAGAGGAGCAGAAGAAGAGAAGGAGAACUGAAAGUGAGUGUAUAAAUAGUCAGUGGGUGACACAAAGGGGGAAAAAGGAUGGCAAGAAAAGUGGAGCGAUUAAAUAGGGGAAUGAAAGGAGGUAACUAGCCAGAAACUCACUCGAGGAGCCAUCUAGAAAGCUUCCCUAUGCAUCUUGGUUAUUGAUACCACCUUCCUAGACAUGGGGUUUACUUGAAAGGUCAAAGGUGGGUUUUACUCACUUUUUGCCAAACAGAAAGGUGAUCAUUCUGAUUUGCAGAGCACAGUGUGUAAAAUUUUAACCCACUGCAGUACCUUAGUACACAGUAUCAAUUAAGGAUGGCAUUUCAGCUCAACUGCCCUAUUCUUGCAGACUUGUCAGACCUUUGCAAGCAUUGUAGUGUAAUCUUGGUUAUUUAAAUUCAUUCAUUUUUUCCACUGGGAUUUAAUGAUUCCUGUGAAGCAAUUAUGAUCUUCGUACAAGUGUAGAGACACUACCUGUCAAUGAGUACUUAGGGAAUUCUUAAUAUGUAUAUUGCUGACCUGAUAAACUGUAACAGCUCUGAGGGAGUUGUUAUGGUCUUUUGCAUCAAUGAGUACUUAGGGACUCUUUAAUAUGUGGAUUAUUGGGACAGUAAGAACGGCUGCAGUCCAUUGUGUUAGUGCAGCUGUUUCACAUGUGCACUAAGAUAUUACACUAAACAGUCUUACAAAAUGCCGUUAA
Messenger RNA from Dermochelys coriacea (leatherback sea turtle), 4731 nucleotides. RefSeq names its product elongator acetyltransferase complex subunit 4 (gene ELP4). Gene Ontology annotation, biological process: tRNA wobble uridine modification. Lineage: Eukaryota; Metazoa; Chordata; Testudines; Dermochelyidae. The coding region runs from base 53 to 1303 and encodes 416 amino acids. Gene Ontology annotation, cellular component: transcription elongation factor complex; elongator holoenzyme complex; cytoplasm. The transcript is spliced from 11 exons. The record is from RefSeq and is a predicted model, not a curated record.